This is a messenger RNA of Psylliodes chrysocephalus, 7238 nucleotides long. The record is from the annotation of a GenBank genome assembly. NCBI's taxonomy places the organism in Eukaryota, Metazoa, Arthropoda, Insecta, Coleoptera, Chrysomelidae.
UUGAUAUAUACGUAUAACACUUGGCAACGUAGCAAUUGAUGACAACGUCAAAGUCACUGUCUCACUACUGUCAUUAGUGUCAAUGUUCAAAUUAUCAAAAACUUUGAAAUCGUACGACAUAAUCAAUAUAAAUAGUUUAAUAACAAUUUACAUGCACGUAACAUCUACCAAAUUGCAGUAAAAAUGUGGAGUGGUUGCUGUGGAUGUUGUAGUGCAUUUAGACCUAGAUAUAAAAGACUAGUAGAUAAUAUAUUUCCAGUUUAUCCCCAAGAUGGUUUGGUUAAAUCGAAUAUGGAAAAACUUACCUUUUACUCCCUCAGCUCGCCCGAAAAGCUAGACAGAAUAGGAGAAUAUUUAUAUCAAAGAGCUGCUAGGGAUAUUUACAGAAAAAAAUAUGGCUUUGUUGUUAUUGCAAUGGAAGCAAUGGAUCAACUUCUUUUAGCUUGCCAUGCUCAAACUUUGAAUUUAUUUGUGGAGAGUUUUUUGAAAAUGGUUCAAAAAUUACUGGAAUCCACGGAACCGGAAUUACAAAUUUUAGCCACCCAAUCAUUUGUAAAAUUUGCUAAUAUUGAAGAAGAUACUCCGUCUUAUCAUAGAAGGUAUGAUUUCUUUGUUAGUAAAUUUUCCGCGAUGUGUCAUAGUGGAGAAAAAGAAGAAGUGAGGGAUAAAAUCCGGACCGCGGGAAUAAAAGGAUUGCAAGCUGUUGUAAGAAAAACAGUAUCUGAUGAUCUUGUUGAAAAUAUUUGGGAACCUGUACAUAUGGAUAAAAUUGUACCAAGUCUUCUUUUUAAUAUGCAAGAAUCUGGUUUUCAUAAAAAAGAAUCGGAAGCUAUUGAUGGUGGACAAGAAGAUACUUUAGAUCCCCCAAUGCUAGCAGAAACCUGUAUGAGAGAAUUAGUUGGGAGGGCAUCUUUUGGUCAUAUUAGGGCUGUGCUUAGACCAGUUUUCAGACAUUUUGACCUACAUAAAUUGUGGGUACCUAACCAGUUUGCUAUUCACACAUUUAGGAUAAUUAUGUUUUCUAUUCAGGCGCAAUAUUCUUAUACUGUAGUUGAAACGCUGAUGGCGCAUCUCGAUGAUAACACGAAAUCCAGUCCGACGAUAAGAACAAAUAUCGCCGGUGUGCUAUCGAAAAUAAUUGCAAUUGCCGCAGGAGAGAGUGUUGGACCUUCUGUAUUAGAAAUAAUCAACUCUCUCCUCAGCCACUUGAGAGACUCGGUGAAAAAUGAAGCGAGUCAAACUGAGGAAAAGGAAUACCAAGAAGCUUUGAUAAACGCUUUAGGAGAGUUCGCUAAUCAUCUUCCAGAUUACCAAAAAAUCGAAAUUAUGAUGUUCAUCAUGAGCAAAAUACCUUUCCCGCUCGUUAACAAUAAUUCACCGGCAGAUAAUCUGUUGCAAAGUAUUUUAUUAAAAAGUUUAUUGAAGGUUGGUACGAAAUAUCAGACUAUUCAUUUGAACACAACUUUCCCGGUAUCGUUUUUGGAACCUUUAUUAAGAAUGUCUUUAGCGCCGGAUCCCGAUAUGCGUCUUUUAGUACAAAAAAUUUUACAUACUCUCAUCGAUAGGCACAAUAAUCUCGAGAAGCUCUCUAAACCCACAGUCAACGUUGCUGAUUUAGAUUUGGUAUUAGAGAAAUCUUCUAGACCAGAUUUGAUAUUUAUUAACAAACAUGGACCUAUUAUAUACGAUGCUCUUUAUACUAGCCUACAAAUUGAUACCAAUGUACCAGAUAAUAUCGAAGCAGUUUAUACAACAUUGGCUUUACUUUGUGUCGAAUUGGCUUGCGCAGAAACUGUUAUAGAUUUAUUACAGUUAACUUUGGGCAUACAAAGCCUUGCUCUUAACAGCACGUCACUUUCGAAUGCUCAGAAAUUCAAUCUACACGCCAUUGUGAUUAGUUUAUUAAUGCUUAUACCAACAGUCGUUAAUAUACAACCUCUAGCUAAUUAUGCAGCACAAAUCGCCGAGCAGAGAAAACAGGAAGCAUUGCAUUUACUUCCCGAUCUUUAUUCGCACUAUUCGGAUAAUAGCGAGGUGGCGAAUAAGCUUCCUCAUCUACUUGUGGACCAGAUGGCCGUUUGCGAAUAUGUCAAGGAAAGUGGUAUAGACCCAUCCAGACUUCAACAAACCUCACCGUAUGGAGCUGGUGGGCCUGGUCUAAUUGCUGGUUCACAACGAAAUAGUUGGAUAGAAAAUGGAGCUCGAGGAAGUAUAAUUGAAUUACCCAUAGCCGAAGUGGAUAGCGCAGCGAGUUCUCCAGGUGUUCAGAAGAAACAUACUGAAGAAGAUUUGAACUUUGAAAGUAUGAAGAAAGUUUUGACAGAACCACCUGAAAUUCGAAAAGAGGCAGAAGCGGAAAGAAGAAAAAUGUUAAGUCAUACAUUUAGGACGGCCACGUUUUCGGAAUUAGUGCGACGGACUCAACCUAAGCAUGAUGUUUUACAGAGCAAACUAAACGAAAUCUUUAAGUCAUUAACUGCGAACGAAAAUCGGAGUCCUACAGAUGAGAAGAAAGAAGACAUCAUCCCUCACUACGAACAGAAUUUCCCAGAAUUAUUCUAUUAUUAAAUUCUAAAAAUAUAAUUAUAGAAGAAGUAGCGGUUUAGAUCGGAAGAAACGGUUAAAAAAAUAAGAAGUUAUUCGUAUUUUUAGUUUCUGAUAAGGUACUUUUCAACGAAAGUGAUAGAUAUUUCACCUGAUAAUGAAUUUACAGAGAACAAGAAUAUUAGAAAUAUAUUUUUCAAGUUUAUGAAAGAUUUACAUCAUGUUUUUAUGUAAAAUAAAAUCUAAGUCAAUAUUAUUAAGCUGAAAUUAAGUUUUUUUUGUAAAUCUAAUUAAUAACCCAGUUUUUAGAAACUAUUAUUUAUAAAACUAAUUUAAUUGAAAUUGUUGCUAUAUUUUUGUAUAAAUUGUAUCUAAAUUAUUAGUUAUAAUAAACGAUUCUCCUGUUAAUUAAACUUAAAAUAUUUCAAAUCGGUUGUGAUCGUUGAAUUCAUUAUAUAAGAAAAUAGGUUGGUGUUUAAUUGGAAUUAAAAGAUGUAAUAAAAAAAAAACGUUAAUAUUGUAACUUGAGACAAAUAAUUCAAUCAUAUAGUGACAUUUUAUCAAUCUAUCUGGUAUCUCUGUAACUUACCAAUACAUGUAAAGCCAUAGGCAUGGUUUAAAUGAGAUAUGUUAAAAAUGAGAAACUUGGUAGAUUUUAAAAUAAUACCAAACACUUGUUCUUCGGCAACGUCUAUAUUAUGACUAACUCAUGGAGGAUCUUUUUUGUCCUAUGAAACAUGACAUGUUUAAAGUAAACAAGAGAGGGCGCUAGGUGCAUUAUAAAAAGGAGGGUAUUUCAAACUUUACAACACCCCCACUAGUUUGAAAUAAUAAUUCACAAGCUUUCUAAACCCAGGUGUUUCAAAAACUUGUAAUGUUUGUUUGCUUUCAAGGCUUUUGUCAGGAUAUCUGCAGGUAUAACAUUUGUCUGCAGGUAUUCUUUAUUGAUCAAACCACUUGUUGCAGUUUCUCUAAUGAAACAUGGGGUUUGACGUAAGCUUUAGGGCACUUUGACUAUCACUAUAAAUUGAAACACAAUCAAAGGAACCUGUCAAUUCUCUUAAUAGGUUUCGAAAAUAUAUGGCCUCCUUAGCUGCUUCUGCUAAGGCCAUAUAUUCGGCCUCAGUGCUUUAGAGGGCGACUGUUUUUUGUUUACUGCUCUCCCAAGACACGGCUGAAUUUGAAAAAAUGUAACAAAAACCUGUAUAUGACUUCCUAUCCAGAGAAUUGCUGGCCCAAUCAGCAUCCACAAAACCUUCUAGACUUUUUGAGUCUUUCUGAAACUUUAAACAUAAAUUUUUGGUUAUCUGUAGAUAUUUCAAAAUUCUUUUAACACUCUGCCUGUGAGUAUUAUUAAACUGGCUAAGAAAACUAACACUAUAAGAUAUAUCUGGCCUUGUCAUGACUGCCAAGUACAUUAGGCCACCUAUUAAAUAUUUAUACGGUAAGGGAUUGGAACUUUCACUUUUUGGUAAGUUUAAGUUUCUCUCCUUUGGCGUAUUGACCGUUUUGCAGUCAAACAUCUCAAAUUUAGAUAAUAAAUAUUCUAUGUAAUGUCUUUGGUCCAAUGUUAUGACAUUCCUUGCCUUGUCUAUACGGAUGUUCAUUCCUAAAAUUUGCUUAGCCUGGCGAAGAUCUUUUAACUUGAAAUUUACCGCUAAUUAUUUUUUUAAAACAUUUGAUUCAACAAUAUCAUUUGAAAAAAUGAAGAAAUCAUCAACAUAUAAGGCAAUGAUUGUCAUUAGACCCUCAUUAAACUUAAUGAAGACACAUGGCUCAAAUUUGGAUAUAUUGUACCCUAAAUAUCUUCGACCUUCUUGUACCAAACAUGAGAGGAUUGUUUUAGGCCAUAAAUGGCACGUUUCAAUUUUAAAACUUUAUUUGAUCCAUCUGAAUUUACAAAACCUUCAGUUGGCUCAUGAAAAUGGUCUUCUCUAAAUGACCAUGUAAAAAGGCUGUGGUUACGUCUAAAUCUAAUUUUACACUUAAAGCUAUUAACAACCUUAGGGUAGAGUGCCUAACAACAGGCGAAAAGGUUUCAUUGUAAUCUAUCCCUUCUAUUUGGGCAAAACCCUUAGCUACUAACCUAACUCGGUAGGUUUUAUUAUUAGCACUGUCAACCUUCACUUUAAAUACCCAUUUAUACUGCACUAAAGCACUACCUUCUGGCAAGUCUGCCAGUUUCCAAGUUUCAUUGUCCUGGAGACUCUUCAACUCGUCUACCAUGACUGCCAUGAUGAAGCCUCUGCAACACCUACUGGAGAGCUUCAUCUGGGUAGUUCUCUGGACUUAAAUAAGUCACAUAUUCAUCAAAUUUUUUUACCUUUUUCUGUCUUUCCGAUUUUCUAGGCACUACACUAUCACUAAAAGACUUUUCUGAUGUGUUAACUGGCACGUAGUCACUGUCACUUGGAUUAUCUGCUAUUAAGGUAUCAUCACAUACUUUGAUUUUCUUUUACUAUACGGAGAAUGGUCGCACUGCGCAGCUUACUGAGUGCCUUUUAAAAGGAGAUAGAAAACUCCUCCAUUUUGAACCCUUAUUACGUGUUGCCUAUAUCUUGGCGCAAUAUUUUUAAUAGGUGCGUUUUAAUCAUCCGCUUCUGCUUCGGAAUUGUCGGUUUUCUUGUUUUAAUCUGACAGGUUAAAACGACUAAACCGACAAUUCCGGAAGCAGAAGCGGAUGAUUAAAACGCACCUGAUAUUUUGCUUGCUGCUGUCAGUGAAUAUUAUUUUUGAAGUCACAAUUUAUUGCUAAAGAAUCAGUUAGCUCACUCGGACCAGUUGAAAGUUCCAAAAUAACAUCCACUCCAGGGAUACAAAUUCAGGAUACGCAGAAGACUGCUGUUUUAUUAUAGGCGGUUGUCAUAUAUUGUAUUAUCCGAGUUGCACAGUGUAUAAACUGAAACAUUGAGAUCAAAAGUGCCGACGCAGAGUGAGCGAUCUGAUUCUUUAGCUGUAAACUGUGUCACAGGGUUCAAAAUGGCUGCGCCCUAUGUUGGGCGUGUCGGACCUCUCUCUUGCCUCGCAUAGUAAUCAAAGUAUGUGGGUAUCAUCAAUAGAACUUGUGGUUAAAUCUGAGUUAUCUUCUCGGAUUAAGCUAACAUCUGAGUUAUCUUCCCCCACUGAAAUUGGUAAUUCUUCCUUGCUUUCAGCAACUACGAUGUCAAAAGUCUUAGUAUUUAGAUCCUCAUAGAUAUAUACAUAUUUGCUAGUUGUGACAUCAUCUGUUUUAGGAUUAUAAACUCGAUAGCCUUUUAUUUCUUCAGAAUAUCCUACCAAAAUAUGUUUAUUAGAUUUUUUGUCAAAUUUUAAACGUUUCUCUUUUGCAGAGGCUUUAUCAUGGCAGCCUGUAGAGGCAAGUCAUGGUAGACGAGUUGAAGAGUCUCCAGGACAAUGAAACUUGGGAACUGACAGACUUGCCAGAAGGUAGUGCUUUAGUGCAGUAUAAAUUGGUGUUUAAAGUGAGGGUUGACAGUGCUAACAAUAAAACCUACUGGGUUAGGUUAAUAGCUAAGAGUUUUACCCAAAUAGAAGCGAUAGAUUAUAAUGAAACCUUUUCGCCUGUUGUUAGGCACUCUACUCUAAGGUUGUUAAGAGCUUUAAGUGUAAAAUUAGAUUUAGACAUCUUCCAUCUUGACGUAACCACAGCCUUUUUACAAGGUCAUUUAGAGGAGACCAUUUUCAUGAGCCAACCUGAAGGUUUUGUAAAUUCAGAUGGAUCAUUUAAAGUUUUAAAUUUGGAACAUGCCAUGUAUGGCCUAAAACAAUCCUCUCGUGUUUAGUACAAGAAGGUUUUAACUAAUUUAGGGUACAAUGUAUCCAAAUAUGAAUAGUUCAACGAUACAGUGAACUAUUUUACUAUUUAUCUCAUAUUCUGUUAUCAAGGGCUACAACACAGGAGCUUGUUUUAUAUUAUAUUAUUAUAUUUUUUGAUAAUGAUAAUCUCGUUUAAAAUAUUUCGCUCCAUCUACUGUAUAGGGGAAUUAUUAUAAUUUUUGAACAAAACAUGGAUAAAUAUUAGUUCAUUUUGCGACUUACAAGGUCAAGGUCCUGUCUUGCGGCUCUCCUUAUAUUUUUAGCUGGUUUUUUGGUCAGUUACAUUAUAAAACCGACAUUCUGAAAAAAUUGUUUCAAUUCUCGAUAAACUACUCAAAAUAAUAAAAAACUAAUAGGAUAAUUAUAAAAAAAUACAUGUAGAUUAAGAAAACAAAAUAUUACUUUUAAUUCUACAAAUAAAUUCAGGGAAUGUUAUUAAAAAUUAAUCUAUCAGAUAAUGAUAAUGGUAUUUUUAGAUACAGGAUCCCUACUAUUUCAUAUGGACAAUAUUUUGCUAUUUCUUAAUCAAUAACGAUUAGAAAGUUGGUUAAAUUAGACAAAAUUUGCGCAGUUCUGUACUUAUUAAAAUGGUGCCUAGAAAUAUUUUAUAUCUACAGAGACAUUCAAAAUAUCGGACAAUAAAUUAAAAUUAUCAUUUCUUUAAAUUCAUUCAUUGUUUGUACGAUAUUUCGAAUCACCCUGUAGGUAUUAAAGGUUUCUUGGUACCAUUUUAAUGAGCACAAAAUUGCUCAAAUAGGGAUCCAGUAUACUAUUGAAAUGAGUUUGAGAAGUGAUUAAAACUAUUGUAUAAAUAUAGAAUUAUUCUAUAUUUCUAAAAAUUAUUACCCUUUGCAUAAUACAAUCAUGAAAAAUUAUCA